AUGGCCGUCCACCCAGCCGCAGGACCUCCUGGUGAGAACGAUGCGUCCAAUGAAACAACGGCAGCGAGCUCCUCCACCACCAGUAUCGUGAAGAUGGGCAUGGACAAAGAUCUGGAAAAGGGCCCAGGACUUGCCGAGCAGCAGGCAUCUCAAUACCCGGUGCACCCUUCCUCUGCCGGCGAACCAGAGAAGCGGGUUGACACUGGUGAAGACGGUGGAGAUGGACUGGCCAUCAACCCUCCGCCCAUCAAUCCCAUGGAUCCUUCCCAGUUUCCAGACGGAGGGCUGAAGGCAUGGACCGUGGUGUUUGGGGCAGGAUGCGCCAUUGGGGCCAGUUUCGGCUGGAUCAACUGCAUUGGCGUCUUCCAAGAAUACUACGAAACCCACCAGCUCAGAGCAUACUCGUCGCAGGAGGUGGCAUGGAUUCCCAGCCUGGAAGCAUUCAUGAUGUUCGGGGGCGGACUGUGGAUUGGCAGAAUCUACGACAACUACGGCCCGCGGUACAUCUUGCUCGCCGGGACGUUCUUCCACGUCUUUGGACUCAUGAUGGCCUCCAUCUCGACGAAAUACUACCAAUUCCUUCUCGCCCAGGGCGUUUGCAGCGCCCUCGGUGCCUCAAUGAUCUUCUACCCGUCCUUGUCCGCCGUGGUGUCGUGGUUCCUCAAGCGGCGCGCUCUGGCCAUGGGCGCCGCUGCCUCAGGCUCCUCGCUCGGAGGCGUCAUCUUCCCCAUCAUGGUCGAGAGGCUGAUGCCUGAAGUCGGCUUCGGUUGGACCAUGCGCAUCUGCGCCUUUCUGAUCCUGGCACUUAUGAUCGUUGCCAACCUGACCAUCGUCAGUCGGAUAGCGCCUCAUCCGAAACCGGUCCGGCCCAAGGAUUUCGUCGUGCCUUUCAAGGAGGUUUCGUUUGCCUUGUUGGCCCUGGGCAGCUUCUUGUCCUUCUUGGGGCUCUUCCUCCCCUUCACAUUCAUCAUCUUGGCCGGGCGGGCGCACCACGUGCCCCCCAAUCUGGCCAAAUACCUCGUGUCCAUCCUCAACGGGGCCAGCACCUUCGGCCGCACCAUCCCGCCCUUCUACGCCGACCGAGUGGGCAAGUUCAGCGUCUUUCUCGCCAUGACGCUGCUGUCCGCCCUGAUCACCCUGUGCCUGUGGGUCCCGGGCUCCGGCACCGCCGCCACCGUCGUGUUUGCCGUCAUCUACGGCUUCAGCUCCGGCGCCGUCGUCAGCCUCCUACCCGCCCUGAUCGCCCAAAUCUCGCAUAUCCACCAGAUCGGCGUGCGCUCCGGCGCCCUCUUCAGCGUCGUCGCCGUCGCCGUCCUGGUCGGCAGCCCCAUCGGCGGCCAGCUGAUCACCAACUCAGGCUUCCGCAGUAUGCAGGGCUUCAGUGGCGCCCUGAUGGCCGCGGGCUUUUGUGUCUAUUUCAUCCUCUGGGCUAGGUUGGGUGGCUUGAAGGGGAAAAAGAUUUAG
Capronia epimyces CBS 606.96 is the source of this 1464-nucleotide messenger RNA. RefSeq lists its product as uncharacterized. The coding region runs from base 1 to 1464 and encodes 487 amino acids. Gene Ontology annotation, biological process: transmembrane transport. The record is from RefSeq and is a predicted model, not a curated record. Gene Ontology annotation, cellular component: fungal-type vacuole membrane. The transcript is spliced from 4 exons. NCBI's taxonomy places the organism in Eukaryota, Fungi, Ascomycota, Eurotiomycetes, Chaetothyriales, Herpotrichiellaceae. Gene Ontology annotation, molecular function: transmembrane transporter activity.